GACACUUCAGCCGCCCCCAAAAUCACCGAAACACCCAGCUGGGCAGGCGUGGUUCUCGGUCCACCACCCGAGAAUUCGAGAUACUACGCCGUGAUCGGUUCCUUCACCGUACCUAAUCCACGUCCCGCGAAGACUUUUGACGGCCAACCGAGCAAGUGGGUUGGUUCGGCAUGGGUCGGUAUCGACGGUUGGCUUGGACAAAACACUCUCUUCCAAGCCGGGAUCGACUGGACCGUCAGCGUCGAAGACAACGGAACCACUAGUACUGCGUACCGCGCUUGGCACGAGUGGGUUCCCGACCUGCCUACCUAUUUCCCCAACUUCGUCAUAGAACCUGGAGAUACCAUCACAAUCCUUUGUGAGACAAACUCGACGUCUUAUGGAACCUGUGCAAUUCAGAACCAGAAUAAAGGAGUCGCUGCCCAGCAGGGAUUUCAUGCACCUGCUGAUGCUGGUAAUGCCACGAAGUUUGACCUGGAAGGCAAGUUCGUGGAGUGGAUUGUGGAGGACCAGAAGAAUGGGUAUGGACCGCUUCCUUUCGCUGAUUUUGGCAGCAUUGAAUGGUUCGACUGUCAGGCUGCGACC
Hyaloscypha bicolor E is the source of this 585-nucleotide messenger RNA. RefSeq names its product concanavalin A-like lectin/glucanase. The record is from RefSeq and is a predicted model, not a curated record. The transcript has a single exon. The annotation marks the transcript as partial. Lineage: Eukaryota; Fungi; Ascomycota; Leotiomycetes; Helotiales; Hyaloscyphaceae. Gene Ontology annotation, molecular function: glutamic-type endopeptidase activity. Gene Ontology annotation, biological process: proteolysis.